GGCAAUACACUCCACUCCGUCUUCGAGUUCUUGGAACAGCUGCUUUUAAAAAACGUACUCAGUUGUGGCGGCGCGACUACAACGACGACGGUUUUUUGAAAUAUUUUUCGUAUUCGUAGUUCGUAGAUACUUUUUUAGUGGGAAAGAGAUACAAAUUGGUGGUGUUCCUUGUUUUAAUAUGUGAAGUUGUGAUUGUGAAUCGCUUGGGCUAUUUAUUGAGUCUGGUGGCGGAUUCAGUUUAUAUUUGGACGACACUUCGUGCAGAUUGCGCGACCGAGUCUGCUUGGUGAAAGAAUUAAAAAGAAAAAAUAAAUAUCUAACAAUCGCGCGCUUUUGCGAAGUUAUAGAAAAUCUUUUAAAUGAUGCCUAAAUAAAAUUAAAGAGGAAGUACCUAAUCUAUGAAUACUUGCUAAGACUAAUCAUCUUAAAACCAAAUCCUGCCAUAAAGACUUAAGUUAUUUUUUUAGAAAAAAAACUAAAAAAAAUAAUUUCCAAUGGGUGCUACAAAGGAAGGUCGAGAGCCGCGCAUUAACAGAAGUUUGAUUUCAAUUAAAAUUGUUACAUUCUUUGUUAUAACUGGUCUUACCGCACUCCAUAUAUUACAUUCGACAAAGCCCCUUCUUCUGGGCUUAAACUUUGAAGAAUACCGAUACAUAAGCAUUUUAGCGCCAUUCAUUUCUAUACUUGGUCCUAUUGUCGUUGGUCCACUUGCCGAUAGAUUUGCUGCAAAAAAUGCCAACAAUUAUGGAAAAAUUCUGCGUAUUCUGACAGCCGUGGUACUUAUAAUAACAAGCAUCAUAUAUGCCUGUCUGUUUGCCGUGCCUGAUGUGCAUCGGGAAGAAGCCCGACGUCCGUCUGUGAGCUUUGGUUGUGAUCAGAAUGGUGCUGUUGUUUUCCAGGAACGUUGUUCUCAGGAAUCCACCUGUCACCACUGGAAGGCCAAAGUGGGAACUGUUAAUUUGACAAAUUGCUCAUACACCUGUCAGAAUCCGACUCAAUUCGAGAGUCUCUACACACCAUGGCUAGAAGGCACACAGGUUCCGUCCACGGAAGAAAUGUCCGAAUCAGAGUACGACCAUGACUAUGAUGAAAACACCGUCACAGAGAGCCAGCGUUCCAAACGACACCUAAAGAAGUCAACCAGCUCGGAAAUAGAAGUUAUGAGUGGCGAAGAAGGUUCUCCUUCAACCCGAGUUGAACGUGAUGCAGUGCCGAAGAAGAUCUAUGUGGAACCUCCACAUUUGUGCUUGACUGAAAAGUCGGAAACCGGAGAGACCAUUGUGAAGCAGUGCCACGUCUAUACCGAUGACACCAAGAACAUCGUAGUGCAUUCAGUUUUACGAAGCGCAACAAACAUUGAAAAUGACACCCACAGUGCAGACUGGUGCAACUAUCCCUUGGAUGGUUUCCAGUGCAAUGUUCCGGAAAUUCAAGCGAAAUGGAUGAUUCAGCUGAAGAACUCAACAAGAUGCAAGCCAAUGAUUGAAUGCGAAGUCAUUAAUCCCUAUGACAGUCGUGAAAGUGUCCUGGCUGAUAGCCAAUGUAUAAAUACCACAGGAGACUUGGAUGCUACAUUGAGCGGAUACUUUGUGAUUCGAAUUCUGGGCGAUGUGUUCGCUUUGGCUGCUUUAACCCUCCUAAAUACUGCUAUUGUCAUAGCCGUACGUGAAACCUCAGAAGGACGUGGAGAAGUCAGCCGUCAAUAUGCCUGGGGAGCCAUUGGCUUUGUCUUACUCUUCCCAGCACUCGACGUAGUUUUCUUCAAUAACGAGACGCAACACACAGCAAAUUUGGUUGCUUUAAUUGUACUGAUAGUAUGCUUUGUUCUUGCUGCUAUAGUCCUUCUUGUAUCUAGUAACAUGCCUCUAAGCCCUCCUGAAUGGUGGUGGCAUACCAAAACAGGAAUGCUAGUCUACCCAAUGUCAGCAAUUCGUCGCUAUAGUCCAGAGAUUAUUGCUCUUACUUUGAUCUCAUUGCUCUUUGGAACGUUCUGGAGCAGUAUCCACAGCUACUUACGUUGGACUUUCUCCGAUGAAUUGGCAAUCACUUCAAUUGGCCUGUUCUUUGUUCUGGUUUUACUGUUUAAUGUCGACAAAUUCAUCGAGUAUUGUGGCCACUCAAAUAUUUUCAUAGCAGCUUUUGCUGUCUUCAUUAUCCGAUUCACUGCUCUAGGAUGUGACUACGAAUGGCUGACAGUUCUAAUGGAAACCCUCGAACCCCUUGUUAUGACAGUUGUAUGGAUUACAAUCAUCAUUUACAUGCGUCACGCCAUGCCACGGAAGCUUACUGCCACUGGACAAGCUCUAGCUGUCAUCGCUUUCUUCGGAAUUGGAAAGGGUUUCGGAGCACUAAUUGGUUUGGCCAGAGAUGAGCGUGCCCCAAGCAGUGCAUCUUCAGACAUAUUUCAAUGGCUUACGAUUGCGGCUAGCAUAGUGGCAGUUGUCUAUUUCGUAAUAUACAAUUUGAUUUUGGCUCCAAGGUUCUCUGCAAAGCCUCAACCAUCCGAUGUUCUGUCCCCUUCAGCUUCUCAGACCCUAAAUGGAGCUGCAACUAAUGGUAACGCUAAUGGCAACGGGAACGGUUCUUAUUCACCGCUUAGAGUUUACCACAAUGAAAGAGGAAAGAAGGGACAAUUUAGGUUUUAAGUUUUUUUUAAUUUUUAUAAAUUUUAUUUAAACAUUUUAUAACAUUUUACAAGGAAAGAGUUUAUAAUUUGAUAAGUGUUAUUUCGAUAAGCAUAUCCUAGAAAGUACCUUAAAGUUGGUUAUUAUUAUUUUGACAAAAAAAAAGAAAAACAAUAACAAUUCAUCACUGAUAUUUAAAAAAAAAAACAAGAUAUUGAAAAUUUGAUAAAGUAUUUUUGUCCACAGCGUAAAAUGCAUUAAAUCAAAAUGAAAGAAAAAAGUUUUUGCUUAAAAUAAAAAAACCCUUAAUGUUAAAUAUACCCCGAUGCCUUCAGAUUUAGUUUGUAUAUUGAAUGUAUAAUAUAAAAUUGUUAAUAUUUAUGAACCUACUAAAUACUUACAAACCUAUUUACUGCAAUAAGAGCUAAAAAACAAUCUUAUAAAUAUACAUAAAUACAGAUCCUCCGUUCAUGGCUAAGAUUUCUUAAACAUUUUUGAAUAUUUAAAAAAUAAAAAAAGUAUUUUUGCUCGAAUUGUAACAAUGUUGACACCGUUUUCAAAUAAAAAGGAAUAAUCAAGAAAUA
This is a messenger RNA of Eupeodes corollae, 3208 nucleotides long. RefSeq lists its product as uncharacterized. NCBI's taxonomy places the organism in Eukaryota, Metazoa, Arthropoda, Insecta, Diptera, Syrphidae. Bases 495 to 2645 code for a protein of 716 amino acids. The record is from RefSeq and is a predicted model, not a curated record. The transcript has 6 exons. Gene Ontology annotation, cellular component: membrane.